GCCUCUGAAGACCUUCUCAAACAACAUUACAUUGACCUCAAAGACCGGCCGUUCUACCCUGGUUUGGUUAAAUACAUGAACUCUGGACCUGUUGUGGCCAUGGUAUGGGAAGGGCUGAAUGUGGUUAAAACUGGGAGAGUGAUGCUGGGGGAAACCAACCCUGCCGACUCCAAGCCUGGUACCAUCCGUGGUGACUUCUGCAUUCAAGUUGGAAGGAACAUCAUCCACGGCAGCGACUCGGUCGAGAGCGCGCAGAAGGAGAUCAGCCUGUGGUUCAAACCCGCGGAGCUCGUCGACUUCAAAUCUUGCGCGCACGACUGGAUCUACGAGUGAAACGAGCUUCCGCCGUGCCUCCAGUGCAGCAUCUCGUUCCAGCUGCUGGCCGGGGAGCAAUUCCCACCGCAGGUGUCUUAGUGCUGAAAGUGACUGUCAAAUAAAGGGGUG
Eurypyga helias (sunbittern) is the source of this 444-nucleotide messenger RNA. RefSeq names its product NME/NM23 nucleoside diphosphate kinase 2 (gene NME2). The annotation marks the transcript as partial. Lineage: Eukaryota; Metazoa; Chordata; Aves; Eurypygiformes; Eurypygidae. Gene Ontology annotation, molecular function: nucleoside diphosphate kinase activity. The transcript has 3 exons. Gene Ontology annotation, biological process: CTP biosynthetic process; regulation of apoptotic process; GTP biosynthetic process. The record is from RefSeq and is a predicted model, not a curated record.